CUGAGUCUUGCUCGUGCAGCGAAAACGCAAUCGAUAGCUAAGCAGCAGAUUCGAGGGAUGAAGGUGCGAAGCAGCGUCAAGAAGCUGUGCGAAGGCUGCAAGAGCGUGAGAAGGAAGAAAGGGAAAUACGUCUACAUUAUUUGUAGCAAGAACCCCAAGCAUAAGCAAAGGUAG
Messenger RNA from Pseudocercospora fijiensis CIRAD86, 174 nucleotides. RefSeq lists its product as uncharacterized. The record is from RefSeq and is a predicted model, not a curated record. The transcript has a single exon. Gene Ontology annotation, molecular function: structural constituent of ribosome. The annotation marks the transcript as partial. Gene Ontology annotation, biological process: translation. NCBI's taxonomy places the organism in Eukaryota, Fungi, Ascomycota, Dothideomycetes, Mycosphaerellales, Mycosphaerellaceae. Gene Ontology annotation, cellular component: ribosome.